AUGUCUGAAUUCGACGACGCGAGAUGCGGGAUUGGAGAAGCUGAUUGCACCGGAUUCUGCCGCCUUAGUUGUCAGGGCGCUGGACGCUCGCGGAACACAGGUCUGGAUGCUCUCGGGCGACAACGCCACCACGGCCAAAGCCGUAGCCCGGCUGGUCGGCAUCAGAGAGAGAGCAGGGUGCUUGCAGAAGUCCUGCCGUCGGAAAAGGCCAGCAAGGUCGGAUACCUGCAGGCGACGCUGGACCCCCAAACCCACGGCUCCGUGAGCAGACAUCGCGGCCCGCGCGGGAGGCGCCGCGCAGUAGUGGCUAUGGUCGGCGACGGCAUCAACGACUCGCCGGCCUCGCUUGGUAUCAAUCAUGACAUAUAA
Ustilaginoidea virens is the source of this 369-nucleotide messenger RNA. RefSeq lists its product as uncharacterized. The transcript has a single exon. The record is from RefSeq and is a predicted model, not a curated record. NCBI's taxonomy places the organism in Eukaryota, Fungi, Ascomycota, Sordariomycetes, Hypocreales, Clavicipitaceae. Bases 1 to 369 code for a protein of 122 amino acids.